Molecule: messenger RNA, 2085 nt
Organism: Chara braunii
Lineage: Eukaryota; Viridiplantae; Streptophyta; Charophyceae; Charales; Characeae
Source: the annotation of a GenBank genome assembly
CUAGCCCCAGAAGACUGCAACAGCCUACUCCGUGAGCUAUAUAUUUCAACGGCUGCACACAUUUGUGCAACAGUCAGUUGUUUGGUUUCGGCGAGUCACGCACGUCGUGACAGUUACCUUCUUCUUCCUUCUUUCGUCCGUUCUCCUCCCUUUCAUUCUUUUUUCCAGCUCCGCUUCAGCGAUGGCUGCAACGGAUUCAGAGUACCGGUGCUUCGUUGGAGGUCUUGCUUGGGCUACGGAUGACCAAGCUCUGCAGAAUGCGUUCCGCCAGUGCGGGGACGUGGUGGACUGCAAGGUCAUAAUGGACCGGGAGACUGGAAGGUCGAGAGGCUUCGGCUUCGUUACUUUCGCCGAUGAGAAGUCCAUGACCAACGCCAUUAACACGAUGAAUGGCGCGGAGUUGGACAACAGAUCCAUCACUGUGAACCAAGCUCAGGCCAGAGGCGGCCGAAGCGGCGGCGGUGGCGGUGGCGGCGGUGGCUAUGGCGGAAGCUUCGGCUCACGUAGAAGCGGAGGCUAUGGCGGCGGCGGAGGCUACGGUGGGGGUGAUCGUUAUGGCAGCAGUGGGGGCGGCGACCGUUACGGCGGCGGCGACCGGUACGGUAGUGGUGGUGGUGGGUACAACGAUGGAGGCUAUGGCGGCGGCGGCUAUGGCAGCCGCUCGCGAGGCGGUGGUUACUAGAGAGCCCCCCUUGAAACCUCUUUGCGGAUCAUCGUGUCCACAGGGUAAUGGGGGGCGUAGGUAGUCGCCCCGCCCAGACCUAUGGAGUUUCAGCCUCUCGUGUGACCCUCGUUUCCUGUUACUGCAGUGGACGUAGCUGGUGGUUUGACUCCUCCGCACAGAGGUGCUCUCUCUCCGUGAGCUUUCCUUUUCUAUUGUAGUUUUUUGUCUUUUUGUUGUCGCAUCCAUAUGGCACCUGACGAUUACCAGGUACUCGAUAUCUGGAGUAGAUUUCGGAUUAUGGAUGUGAACGUUAUAGAGGAGGUGAUACGCCUUCUUUUGCAGUAGAGGAGUUGGUACGCCUUCUUCUGCAGUCUGUCACAUUCUUAUAUCAUGUGACUAAUAGUAGUAACCGGGUAUAGCUUUGGACUCUUGUAGUGAUGAUCGAGGAGCAGUGCCAUACCGUGGUCCCCACUCGUGGGGUAUUCUCUUUGUCGCCUUCUCCUCUCUUUCGCUCUCUUUCGCUCUCUGUCUUGCUGAUCGGUUUGAUUCGCUCUGCGGCACUGUUCUUGAAUCGCCUCGGUAUACGUACUCUUGUGUGAUAGUACUUGGGAAGUGGUGAUGAUGACGCAAUUUUGACCGAUAAGUCAGUCUGGAGACGUUCCACAACUGAUCGUCGUGAGGUUAUUGUGUGAACAGGAAAGGCUUUUUACUGAACGGAAGGUUUCUGGAGAUGUUCGGAAGAGUUCUUAACUGUUUUUAACUGAACGGAACGGAAGGUUUCUGGAAUUGUUGUUUCUGGAAUCAAGACGGAAUGGGCUUCGAAAGACCAAGUGCGUUGGCAAUGCCUCAUCUGUCGAUAUUUCGAGGAAGGCUGUAAUGACUACCUCGUGUAGCUGGAGUGUACGGAUUAUAUGCCUUGGGUGCACAGCUAUUAUGGUCCUGUGAAUUGAGACGGGAGUAAAGGGAAGGGUAGUUGAUGGAUUAGCUGCUGCCUGUGUAUGUUACGAUGUGAACGGAAACGAGCUGCGGUGAGUUGCCUUCUCCACUUGGAAGGUAAAUGCUUGUUGGGGGCUAAUUGUAUGUGGCUCCCUCGGCGGCUACUUCGGAUUUCCCGAGUGAGAGUGGUCUACAUGUUUCUGGUAGCUGACUACAUGUACCAUCAUCUGUUCGUUCUUUUCGAGUGGGUAGUAAGUUUUUUGAUUGGGUUUUAUGCAGAUCGCCGUGAAUUGAGAUUUAAGAAUUUCGUAUAGAUCCUCGUGAACUGUUUUUGACGGAUGGACCAGAUGAACAUGAUGAUGAAGCUGCUGCUGAUGAUUAUGUCGGAGUAGGUCCGUGUGAUCAGGUUCUGCUUUUUUGACGACUGCUGCGUGUAUGGUAGUUUCAGUGCGUCUUCGGUGAAGUUUCGGUUCCCCGUUUCCAUG